Messenger RNA from Sinocyclocheilus grahami, 2197 nucleotides. RefSeq names its product serine-rich coiled-coil domain-containing protein 2-like. Lineage: Eukaryota; Metazoa; Chordata; Actinopteri; Cypriniformes; Cyprinidae. Gene Ontology annotation, cellular component: microtubule cytoskeleton. Gene Ontology annotation, molecular function: microtubule binding. The coding region runs from base 72 to 1769 and encodes 565 amino acids. Gene Ontology annotation, biological process: microtubule bundle formation. The transcript has 9 exons. The record is from RefSeq and is a predicted model, not a curated record.
CAUCAGAUUCCCCAGAGGAGCCUUUGACAGAGCUAGGGCUGGAUGGGAACCUCCGCUACACUGGGGAGGGAAUGGAGGACAUGUCUCUCUCCUCUGCAUCUUCUCUGGAGAGGAAUGACACCAGUGAGGAGUUUCUAGAUGACUUUGCUAAUCUAGGGGAUCAGUUGCAGAAUGGCAUCCCUCAAAACAAAUAUCCUGUGGCCACACCCACCCAAACACGCCUGCAGGGCCUCUUAAAAGAGACCAUGAACUGGACUGGGAUUGGUCUGGCGGGUGGCAAGGCAGAUUUAAUGGGUGGUCCGCUCCAUGGGCCGCCGCUCAUGUCCCCUGACGUGGAUCGUCAUGCGACCUCCUCUCUGGAGCUCUCCCCCUCUAACAGCUCUGGAGGAACAUACAUGUGGGAUGAGGAGGGUAUGGAGCCGCUGGGGCACCACACACACAUACACCGUUGCAGCAGUUAUGAGUCAGACCUCAACAGCAUUGACAUUCUGAACAACUUGGAUAACACUGGCUCAUGUGAUCUGGAAGAUGAUGACCUAAUGCUUGAUGUGGAUCUGCCAGAGGACGGGGCCUUACUCCAUGAUGGGAUGGCCCACUUUGAGCGCUCUGACAGGGGGGGCCGGCCGGCUCAGUGGAGGAGAAGACAGCAGAGAUGGAGUGGAACAGAUCAUGCUCAUAAUGACAACAGACUGGGCGGGUUUCAUUACGAUCCCUGUCGUACAGGCCAUCGGCCCCUCCAUCCCGCAAUUCAGCAUGAACUCACUCUCAAGCACAUGGCGGAAGACUGCUCGUCUGUCAAAUCACAGCUGCUCAAACUCAAGAGUCUGCUGCAGAUGGAUGAUGGUGAGAUUACUCCAGAGAGUUUGGAUUCCAGCGAAGAUGACAGCAGAGCCCAGCAGAUGGAGGAACUGAUGAAGGAGGUGGCACAUCUCAGGGAAGAGCUGAAAAAUAAAGAAAAAAUCAUCACACGGCUCACUCAUCAACCGCAUCAACAAUCUCCGGUGAGAUGUCAGUGUCAUCAGCAGAAGUCAGGGGUCAAAGGUGAGAGAAGAACUCAUCAUGAUAAAUCCACUCAGACGGUGCGGCGACCGCCCCAUCAUCACCCCGCUCCUCAAAUACUUCAGCCCAUCAGUCACAUCCCCAACGAGCCCCUCAUUCAGGGAAAACUAGCAAGAACAGUCCCCACCGGGGGCCACAAUGAUGCCUGCACCAAAGAGGAACGGCCUCCUACGUCCUGUUCUCCAGCCCCCUGCACCGAUCCAAUUCUUCUUCCUGCUAAAGACCCUCACGUGGAGUUGAAAUCUUUGCCUGACCCAGAAGAGCUGAGCCGGUUGCUUAGCACCCACCUUCGCAUACAAGACAACAAUGAGAAUGACUCACCAGGGGCAGGAGAACAGAUUGUGAGACCGACCCCUGAAAGCCAUCAAAGCAAACCCCUGCAAACCCCUCACCCCUCUUCCUUCUUCAGCCCGCGCGUCCUGCAGCCUCCACGUCUACACAAACGGGUAACUCUCCCUGCUCUGUCUAUAGGGGGCGGUAGUGGGUCAAACCCAAAUCCAGGACCCUCAAUGAACCACAAGGCCCAGCCGCUCCUUCCUCCACCUCCGUCCAGAGGUUUGCCAUGCUUCAGUGCAGGGAACCACGUCUUUACUCGCGGCUGGCUAUCUCAGCCUUGGCCAGCAGUAGUCAGGAGUGUGACUGACCCACAACGCAAUGCUUCGGUACCGCUCGGUGUGUCCACACGACUUGCAAAGCCAAAGAUCCACUGAGUGUCAGCUGCAGCCAUAGACACUGAUAAGGCUACCUCCCUGAACGCAUGAUCACACAUGCGGCUUGCACUAGAUGGUGGUGUUAGUGGCUAGACAACGUUUUAAGCUAAACAAAGCAGCUAAGCUAUCGCAUCUAACUAUGCAACAAAAAGUAGUCACAAUCAGCGCAUCUGUCGCACAAAACCGCUCUAUCACCUCGAACUAAAAGUCAUUGAUCAUAAUUCCUUAACCACUAAGAAACCUUUACCAUUCACAAUUACAUCAUCCAGACAAGUUGAUCUCCUAAUGGAUUGACAAACUGAAGGAAAGAUUGAAAUUCAGUCUGAAAGAGAAGGCAAAAGCAGAGAAAACGAGCAAUGGAAAGCACUGAAGAAGUCUUUUUACUUAUACUCAACAAACGUCAAAGACGUGAGUGCUGUGCCGUAGCC